AAAAAACCUUUAAACAGUUUAAAUCUCCGUUUCAAUGUUCAGUGUUAUUUUCAAUAACAAAUAAAACAUAGUUGGCAGAUUUAUUUUAACUUAAAUGCCACGCAAGAAAUACGGUUAAUGGAAAGGCACUCAGUCGUCCAUAUAAAUUGUUACAGUUAAAAGAGAAUAUUUAAAAUUCAGCAUUGUCUGAACUUUCACCUCCUUUGCACCCUUCCCGCCGUCCACGUGCACGCUGGGUUUUUAUCCCCUGCUCUACUUGUUCUCUCUCUUUUCCGCGAUCAGCCGGCCACCUUCUGGCACGUGUGAAACUGUUAAGACACCUGGUUAAGUGUUCUACAGUAUUACCAUCCUGAAGAUCACCAUGGACGAGUGGGAAGAGGGUACAACAACAACAACCUCAAAUAAUGGUAGCUUGUGGGCCAGUGGGGAGGGCAGCUUUGGAGGUGACCGUGCUGGCAGAGGCAGAGGGUUCCGAAGUGGUGGGGGCUUCAAGAGUUUCUCUUCAGCAGGAAUUGAUGAGAAUGGGAAUGAGGAUAAAGGAAGCUCCUGGAACAGUGAUGAAGGUGGCUUCAGGGGAAGGGGAAGAGGCAGAGGGGGUGGUAGAGGAUUUGGGGGAAGAGGCUUCCGAAAUGAGGGAGGCAGAGAUGGUGAUGGUGAUGGUGGUGGGUUUGUAGGGGGUCUGGGCGGCCGUGGCGGCAGGGGAGGCUUCCGACCAGGUGGCGGUGAUGGUGGAAGAGAAGGCGGCGGCGGAGGUUAUCGUGGAAAAGAUGAGGAAGUGUUCUCUAGAGGUUCAAACGAGUGUGGUGAGGGUGACCAUGAAAAUGCAGGUCCAAAAGUGACCUACGUUCCCCCGGCUCUCAGUGAGGACGAGUCCUCCAUUUUUGCCCACUAUGAGUCGGGCAUCAACUUCGAUAAGUACGACGACAUCCUGGUCGACGUCAGCGGCCACGACCCCCCGAAGGCCAUCAUGACCUUUGAGGAGGCCGCGCUGUGCGAGUCUCUGAACAGGAAUGUCAGCAAGUCCGGCUACAAGAAGCCCACACCGGUACAGAAGCACGGCAUUCCCAUAAUCUCGGCUGGCCGGGACCUCAUGGCCUGUGCCCAGACAGGGUCUGGGAAAACGGCUGCGUUCCUGCUCCCGAUCCUACAGAGGCUGAUGGCGGAUGGCGUGGCGGCCAGUCAGUUCAGUGAGGUGCAGGAGCCAGAGGUCAUCGUAGUGGCGCCGACCCGGGAGCUCAUCAACCAGAUAUACAUGGAAGCCAGGAAGUUUGCCCACGGAACGUGUGUACGUCCUGUGGUGGUUUAUGGAGGUAUCAGCACCGGUUACACCAUCCGGGAAGUACUGAAGGGCUGCAAUGUGUUGUGUGGCACUCCGGGAAGACUUCUGGACAUCAUUGGAAGAGGAAAGAUUGGCCUGAGCAAGGUCCGCUACUUGGUGCUGGAUGAGGCUGACCGGAUGCUGGACAUGGGCUUUGAGCCAGACAUGCGGAAGCUCGUGUCCUCCCCGGGGAUGCCGCCUAAAGAGGACCGCCAGACCCUCAUGUUCAGCGCCACGUACCCCGAGGACAUCCAGAGACUGGCUGCGGACUUCCUGAAGACGGACUACCUCUUCCUGGCCGUGGGUGUAGUGGGCGGGGCCUGUAGCGAUGUGGAGCAGGUUGUGGUUCAGGUGACCAAGUUUUCCAAAAGGGACCAGCUCCUGGAGGUUCUUAAGACUACAGGGACCGAACGCACGAUGGUGUUCGUGGAGACCAAGCGACAGGCUGACUUCAUCGCAACGUUCUUGUGUCAGGAGAAAGUUCCUACUACUAGUAUUCAUGGUGACCGCGAGCAGCGGGAGCGAGAGCAGGCGCUCGGCGACUUCCGCUCCGGCAAGUGUCCUGUCCUGGUGGCCACCUCCGUUGCCGCGCGUGGGCUGGACAUCAAGGACGUGCAACACGUCGUCAACUUCGACCUCCCCAACAACAUCGACGAAUACGUCCACCGCAUCGGCAGGACGGGCCGCUGUGGCAACACCGGGAAGGCGGUGUGUUUCUUUGACCCGGAGGCCGACGGCAACCUGGCACGCUCCCUGGUCAAGGUCCUGUCUGGGGCACAGCAAGAGGUCCCGAAAUGGCUAGAGGAAGUGGCCUUCAAUGCUCACGGCACCAUCGGAUUCAAUCCAGGGGGUAGAGUAUUCGCCUCCACUGACAGCAGAAAGGGCGGAUCCUUCCAGAAUGACCGGACCACCAGUCAGCCAGCUGCUGCCCUGGGCGUUGCCGGGGACGAUGAUGAGUGGGAGUGAUAUAACAAGUUAUUUCUGUUUUUGUUUUCGGCGCAGAGUCGUUUAGUUCGUAGUUUUUUUGUUGUUUUGUUUUCUUUUUAGCCUUUCAUUCUGUUUGUUUGAAGAGUAAUUUUGCACUUUUGCUUGUCCUAGCUGAAAUUGUGCACACUGGUAAUUGUGACUCAUUACCGUCUGGCUAAAAUCUGUGGCCUUGAUGAAACCUCUCAAAUUUUAAUGUUAUGGGUAUUGUAACUGCUAUGGUGUGUUGUGGUUUGAUUUGUGAAGCUUCACUUGCACCCAUUUCCUUUUUCCAUUCAAAUGUUUUACCUCACUGAGAAUGAAAAAUGUACAUGUUUAGAAAUAGACUGGUAUGAUAAUGCAUGCGUGACCAUCCCUAGACAAUACCUGUUAAACAUUUGUUUUUUCAGAAAGGAUUAAUCAGUUGGACCAGGCGAGUUGUGGUUCUGUUAACCAAUCUCAGGUGACCAAGUUUAAGGUCGAGUGUUGUAACAGAUUCGCAAGAUUGCUUAUUUUUGUAGUAAAAAAAAAAUUCACAUUUUGUGCCAGACGAAAUUAGUAAAUGUAUUUACUUAACAUUGUUUGUGUUCAAAUUCAUGAAGACAUUUGAUGUGGUCUAAAAGCACGUUUUGAGUAAAAACCUUAAUUUUU
This is a messenger RNA of Esox lucius (northern pike), 2932 nucleotides long. RefSeq names its product DEAD (Asp-Glu-Ala-Asp) box polypeptide 4 (gene ddx4). Gene Ontology annotation, molecular function: ATP binding; RNA binding; RNA helicase activity. Gene Ontology annotation, biological process: cell differentiation; gamete generation. Gene Ontology annotation, cellular component: nucleus; P granule. The coding region runs from base 362 to 2284 and encodes 640 amino acids. NCBI's taxonomy places the organism in Eukaryota, Metazoa, Chordata, Actinopteri, Esociformes, Esocidae. The transcript has 23 exons. The record is from RefSeq and is a predicted model, not a curated record.